Capsella rubella is the source of this 766-nucleotide messenger RNA. RefSeq names its product glycine-rich RNA-binding protein 2, mitochondrial. Gene Ontology annotation, molecular function: RNA binding. The record is from RefSeq and is a predicted model, not a curated record. Lineage: Eukaryota; Viridiplantae; Streptophyta; Magnoliopsida; Brassicales; Brassicaceae. The transcript has 5 exons. Bases 111 to 584 code for a protein of 157 amino acids.
AUAUAUAUACCCUUAAACCCUACUCCUUUGCUUCAUUCUUCUUCUUCCAUUUCCUCUGCCUCUUUCUCAGAUCACACAAAAACCCUAAUUUCAAGUCUUCGUUCACCAGAAUGGCUUUCUGCAACAAACUCGGUGGUCUAUUGAGACAGAACAUUUCUCCGAGCGGAGGUAAUGUUCCGGUUACAUCUAUGCUUGGAUCUCUUCGAUUGAUGUCUACCAAGCUUUUCGUUGGAGGUCUGUCAUGGGGAACUGAUGAUCAGUCCUUGAGGGAUGCUUUUGCUCACUUCGGUGAAGUUGUUGAUGCCAAAGUCAUCGUAGAUAGAGAGACAGGAAGAUCAAGGGGUUUUGGAUUUGUCAACUUCAAUGAUGCGACUGCUGCAUCUGCUGCUAUAUCAGAGAUGGACGGAAAGGAUCUGAAUGGUCGUAACAUCCGAGUGAACCCUGCUAACGACAGACCAAGUGCUCCCCGGGCAUAUGGUGGUGGUGGUAGCUACGGAGGCGGUGGUAGCUACGGAGGAGGUGGUAGCAGCUAUGGAGGAGGCGGUGGUAGCUAUGGAGGAGGUGGUGAUGGAGGUGGUUACUAAACAGAGAGGAGUUGCUUGUGAAGAAGAGUUUAAAAAGUGGUUCUGUUUAGUUGGUUUCUUGAAUUGAAUCGUGUGUUAGUAUAAAACCUGAAUGGGAUUUGCUAAAAAAACUCAUUUCUGUUUUGGUUGAAUAUUUUAUUGCCCGCAUUAGGUGCAUUUUAAUACGGCUUUUUCCCUCUCGA